Messenger RNA from Lodderomyces margitis, 627 nucleotides. RefSeq lists its product as uncharacterized. Bases 1 to 627 code for a protein of 208 amino acids. The transcript has a single exon. The record is from RefSeq and is a predicted model, not a curated record. NCBI's taxonomy places the organism in Eukaryota, Fungi, Ascomycota, Pichiomycetes, Serinales, Debaryomycetaceae.
AUGACAACAACCAAAUUACGCACUCGUCCAACACGCUCAACGCAAUCACACCCCCAACAGAAACCAAUAUCAGUCGGUUCUGACCUCAUAUCAAACUCGUCAACCUCCUUAGGAAAGUCAGUUCCUCCCCCAUCAAAGCCGAUUCCACCAUCGCAACAACAUGAACAAUCAUCACCAACAUCUAACAAAAAUCAAACAACUGCAACUAUUACCACGCACAACCACUCUGCCAAACCUACUCCCAUACUCAACCAUGAACAACAACUAACGCAACUCGGCAACCAACUCUCGAGCAAACUCCACCAACUCGCAACCAUCUACAAGACAAAAGCCACCAAAUACAAAGCCAUCACCACUUAUCAAUCGCUCGAAUUGGAAAAACGCAAAAUUAUAACAACAACAUCAACCAUGCUUAAACUGGAAACUCAACUGGAGAAAAUUCAACAAAUUAUUGGAGAUUCAAAUGCAUUGUUGUUUCCCAUGUCGUUGAAGCAACAUUAUUUGAAAUUGCAUAUUGCUCAAAUUGUUAAUCAAGAAAAAGAACUUGCUGUACUCAGAUCUGAUAUUGGAAAAUUACAUCAACAGUUUGUUAGUAUUGAAUCAUUGCUCACCCAUGAUGUUCCUUAA